Molecule: messenger RNA, 2019 nt
Organism: Solanum dulcamara
Lineage: Eukaryota; Viridiplantae; Streptophyta; Magnoliopsida; Solanales; Solanaceae
Product: protein DETOXIFICATION 49-like
Exons: 1
Coding region: 191-1726 (511 amino acids)
Biological process (GO): xenobiotic detoxification by transmembrane export across the plasma membrane
Cellular component (GO): membrane
Molecular function (GO): antiporter activity; xenobiotic transmembrane transporter activity
Source: RefSeq, a predicted model, not a curated record
ACCAAAUAUUUUUUUCAAUAUCCCCUGCCUUAUAAAACCCAUACCAAAACCGUUACUCCUAAAACCCUCUCACCUUCUUCUUCUUCUUCUUGCCCACAACUUUCUGUUACAAAAUAAAAAAAUUCAUUACAUACUAAACACAAAAUUUUCCUUAAACCAAAAUUCAAAUUACAUUACAAAAACCAAAAAAAUGUUGAAUCCAUUAAUUUGUGAAAAUCCAAACCAAAAUGGAGAGAGUAAAACAGAGGAAAAUCCCCUGUUUUUAUCGUUUUUAGAAGCAAAAUCAAUAGGGAAGAUUGCAUUUCCCAUGAUUUUCACGGGUUUACUUCUUUAUUCUCGAUCAAUGAUGUCGAUGCUCUUCUUAGGAAGGCUGGGUGAGUUGUCGUUAGCUGGUGGUUCAUUGGCUAUGAGUUUUGCUAAUAUAACGGGUUAUUCGAUACUUUCUGGUUUAGCUAUGGGAAUGGAACCAAUUUGUGUACAAGCAUUUGGUGCUAAAAGAUUCAAGAUUCUUGGACUUAGUUUACAAAGGACAAUUCUUCUACUUCUAUUGGCAUCGAUCCCGAUAUCAUUUUUAUGGUGUAACAUGGAAAGAAUGUUGAUUUUUUGUGGACAAGAUCAUGAUAUAGCAAGAGAGGCACAAAAUUACAUCUUGUUUUCAUUGCCUGACCUAUUUACCCUUGCGUUUCUUCAUCCGUUGAGGAUUUAUCUACGUUCUCAAUCGAUAAUUAUGCCACUAACUUAUUGUGCUGCUCUUGCUAGUCUUGUUCAUAUUCCAAUCAAUUAUUUUCUUGUUAUAGUACUUGAUCUUGGGAUUAAAGGGGUUGCUUUAAGUGGGGUUUGGACAAAUUUCAAUCUUGUUGGAUCUUUAAUUGCUUACAUUGUUGUAUCUAAGGUGCACAACAAGACUUGGACUUCAAUUUCUUUAGAUUGUUUCAAAGGUUGGAAAUCACUUUUGGAUUUGGCUAUUCCAAGUUGUCUAAGUGUUUGUUUGGAAUGGUGGUGGUAUGAGAUCAUGAUUUUGUUAUGUGGAUUGUUGGUUAAUCCUAAAGCAACCGUUGCAUCCAUGGGGAUAUUGAUUCAAACAACGUCGUUGAUAUAUAUUUUCCCGUCUUCAUUGAGCUUUGGUGUGUCAACACGAGUUGGAAAUGAACUCGGGGCUAAUAGGCCAAGCCUAGCAAGACUAACAGCAGUCGUCGGGCUUUCAUCUAGCUUUGUUUUAGGGCUACUUGCACUAACAUUCGCGAUACUAGUGAGGGAUGUAUGGGCGAGCAUGUUCACUCAGGAUCAAGAAAUCAUCGCCCUGACAUCCCUCAUUUUGCCCAUAAUCGGACUCUGUGAGCUAGGGAAUUGCCCACAGACGACCGGUUGUGGGGUACUUAGAGGAACAGCUAGGCCAAAAUUAGGUGCCAACAUCAACUUAGGCUGUUUUUACCUAGUUGGAAUGCCAGUAGCUGUCUAUCUAGGAUUUUUUCGAGGCUACGAUUUUACGGGACUUUGGAUUGGAUUGUUAGCUGCACAAGCUUCAUGUGCAGUGACAAUGUUGUUGGUAAUUUUUUCAAGAACAAAUUGGGAAGAUCAAGCUAAAAGAGCAAAAGAGCUAACUGCAACUAUUGAAAAUGAAGAUGAAGAGAAGGUUAUUAUUAUUGAUGAAGAAAUUCCUCAAAGUUCUUUUGAUCAUUCAUCAGAUUCUUAUUAUCAGAAGAUUGAUGGAAGUUCAAAUGUUUGAUUUUUGUUUAAUUUGAUGAUCAAUUCUUGGAUUAUUCUUUUUCUUCUUCUUUUUUGGAUUGGUUAUUGUUCUCCAAAUCUAUGUUGCUUGAACUCUUUAAAAAUGUUGUCAGGUGCAUGUUGGAUCUUUCAGAAAUAGUAUAUUUUUGUAGGAUUCGAUACGAGUGCAACAACAUAUUUGGAGAAUUCGAGUAACAUAGCUUGAACUAGGCACGCACAGAAAGAUAUUUUUUCCUCUUCAUGUAAUUACAUUAUUUUUUUUUGUAAAUCAAGAUUUGUAUUGAUUUUGUUGUA